AGGAGGGAGCAGUUUGAAAAAAAAAAAAAAGUCCUUUCCUUCUAGCUCAACCUAACUUCUCAAACUCCUAGAAGCCCUUUUAUUAAUGGCUGACAAGAGCUUCUGCAAAACCAUAAAGAUGUAACCUUUAAACAAAGAGAAGAGAGCCCAAAUGAAGUCCAUCUUCCUCAAAUUGCUCUCCAUCUCCAUCCCAAUUAUUCUCAUUUCAUUUCCCCAAUUUGCCAACUCCACAGACCCGUCUCGACCCGAUGACAAUGAGAUCCCCAGUAUCCCAUCAAUGGUGGCCGCGGCGAUGCUCUGUUUCUUGGCCGCAUCGAUCUCCAGCGCCGGCGGGAUCGGCGGCGGCGGUCUGUUCAUUCCGGUGCUGACCAUCGUCGCUGGGUUCGACCUCACCACCGCUUCCGCCCUCUCCGCUUUCAUGGUCGCCGGCGGCUCCGUCGCCAACGUCGCAUGUUGCUUCAUCAGGAAAUUUGCCGCCGGCGGCGGCAGGGGAGCAGGAGGAAGAGGCACGGGAGGAGGAAUUGACUUCGACAUUGCGCUGCUGUCGGAGCCGAUGAUGUUAUUGGGAGUGAGCGUCGGGGUAAUUUGGAACGUGGUGUUUCCCGAGUGGCUGAUUACGGUGAUGUUCGUCGGGUUUCUGGUUUGGUCGACUUUGAAAACUUGCCGGAACGGGAUGAAGCUUUGGAACCUGGAAACAGAGGGGAGGAGUUGUGGUGGGGAAUUGGGCACUGGCGACGACAAGAGCGGCGGCGGUGGAGGAGAAGAAGGUGGAAGACAGCCGCUCCUGGUGAAUGAGGAGAAGGAUGGCGGCGGCGGAUUUCCGUGGAUAAAAUUGGGGGUUUUGGUGGUUGUGUGGAUUUCAUUCUCUUCCCUCUAUCUUCUUCGCGGGAACCGCCAUGGGGAGGGUCUGAUCGAAGUGAAACCAUGCGGAUUUGAAUACUGGGCACUCUCAUCGCUCCAAAUCCCGCUAGCAAUACUUUUCACGGCAUGGAUCCUGAUGAGAAGCAAGACCCACGAACAUGAACAUCAUCAGCCAACCAACGACGAUGAGAAUCUGCAAGUUUCAGCCAGAAUAAGCAGAGCCGCCACUAACAGGAUCAUCUUCCCGAUAAUGGCGCUGCUCGCAGGGAUCCUCGGAGGAGUGUUUGGCAUUGGAGGUGGCAUGUUGAUCAGUCCGCUGCUUCUCCAAGUUGGAAUCGCAGCCGAGGUAACAGCUGCAACCUGCUCCUUCAUGGUGUUCUUCUCCUCGAGCAUGUCUGCUUUCCAGUACCUACUGCUGGGGAUGGAGCACAUCAACACAGCCAUCAUCCUUUCAGCUACAUGCUUUGUGGCAUCACUUCUCGGAUUGCUGGUCGUGCACAGAGCCAUCGAAAAGUAUGGAAGAGCUUCACUGAUAGUAUUCUCAGUUGCCAUUGUCAUGGCAUUGAGUACAGUUUUGAUGACCAGCUAUGGAGCUCUCCAAGUUUGGAGAGAUUACCAGGCUGGGAACUACAUGGGAUUCAAACCUCCCUGUUGAAAAGAAACAAAAUUUUCCGUGCAAACCGGAUUCUGAUUUCAUAUUUAAGCCCUUAGCAUAUGGUAAGUCAAAAACUUUUUGACUUGGUCAUCAAUGCUCAUUGUCAAAGAGGUCUCAGCUUACUA
This is a messenger RNA of Linum tenue, 1641 nucleotides long. Lineage: Eukaryota; Viridiplantae; Streptophyta; Magnoliopsida; Malpighiales; Linaceae. The record is from the annotation of a GenBank genome assembly.